Molecule: messenger RNA, 2105 nt
Organism: Colletotrichum navitas
Lineage: Eukaryota; Fungi; Ascomycota; Sordariomycetes; Glomerellales; Glomerellaceae
Product: velvet factor-domain-containing protein
Exons: 6
Coding region: 355-1728 (457 amino acids)
Source: RefSeq, a predicted model, not a curated record
CCCCCAUGUCACACACGCUCAAUUGCACAACUUGAGUGGCUUGCUCAGCUUUCGCGCCUCUCUGUCUACAACCUACCUACCUUGUCUGCACAAUACCUUAUUACCUCGCCAUUGCUUACCACGGUACCGUGCAAAAGGUCGAGCGUCUUGUCUCCGAAACCCAAAAGCACCAUUGUGCUGCUAUAUGAACCCAGCCUGACCCGACUCUUACUGAUCCUUACUACUGCCGUCCCAGCUCUUCAUUCCAUCUGGUUGUCGAUCGAGAAAAGCUCGCCACCACCUCUACUCCGCGACGGGAGACAUCACGACCGCCACCACGGGACAAGUCUUGUCGCAACCAAGAUUCCCCAAGCCAUGAAUUACGAUCAGCAUCACCCAGCCCCAGGCGGUUACCACCACAUGGCCCCUGGUCCCUACAGCCAUCUUCCUCCUCCUCCUCCGCCUCAGCAACACCACCAGGCCGCUCCCCAACAUCACCAACAUCCUUCGAGCCAGAUGCCUCAGCUCCCUCCUAUGGGAUACCCGGCACCCGCGCCCUUGCCUUCCAACUCGAACAUGCCGCCCAACGGAAUGCCCCUUCAACAUCAUCAGUCGGCUGCCCCCAGCGCAUCCUCGGGCGCGCCAGGCCAGCAGGCCGUUCAGAACGCCGUGCCCGCCCCCAUGUCAAAGACCGAUGAUAUAGGUAGGAAAUACGAACUUGUCGUGAUGCAGCAACCCCAGCGAGCCCGCAUGUGCGGCUUUGGCGAUAAGGACCGGCGCCCCAUCACCCCUCCGCCUUGUAUCAAGGUCGUCGUAAGAGACGCCAAGACCGGUCAAGAGAUUAACCCCAACGAUAUCGACUCGACCUUCUACGUGAUCCAGGUGGAUCUGUGGUCCGAGGACGGUACCUCAGAGGUGAAUCUUGUGAGGCACUCAUCUAACACGGCCUCAAUAUCGACCACCCAGCCCUUUUCGUACUCGGCCUUACGGGAGGAGGGUCAAGCGCCCGCCCAGCCCAUGCAGGCUUAUUCCCAGAUGAUGCCGAGCUACGGCUCCGCGCCCAUGGGCUACGCCCAACAGCAGCCUCCUCCGCCACAGCAGCAUAUGAUGCCGGGCUACGGUAUGCCUUCUGGAUCGAGCUACCAGCGUGAGUUGCCCGAUGGAGAAAGGAAGCGCAUGCAGCACUACGGAGUACUGACUGCCUGCGCAGCUGCCUACCAGUCAUCAAACCCCCAGUUUGCUCCCCCGACUCAAUACUUUCCCCAGCAUGCAAACCCGGCGCCUGUGCCCUCGCAGGCCGACAUGGCGUACGGCGCUCACCGCCAGUCUCUGUCCAUGGCCGCUAGCCAGCCGCAGGGCAUGUUUACCAGAAACCUCAUCGGGAGCACGGCGUCGAGUGCAUUCAAGCUCAAUGACGUGGAAGACCACGUUGGAAUCUGGUUUAUCAUGCAGGAUUUGAGCGUGAGGACUGAGGGUCACUUUAGGCUGCGCUUCUCAUUUGUCAAUGUCGCCAGGCCCCCCGAUCAGUCCUCGGCAGACGGCUCGCUAGUGAACCAAGGAACCGCGCCGAUCCUCGCCUCGACCUUCAGCGACGUCUUCCAGGUCUUCUCGGCCAAGAAGUUUCCCGGUGUCUGCGAGAGCACCCCCUUGAGUAAGUGUUUCGCAACGCAGGGCAUAAAGAUUCCCAUACGCAAGGAGGGUGCCGGCGACGGCAAGAAAGCUGGCGAAGAUGACGAUGACUUUCAGUAAGCGGAUGGUCGAAUCUGUUUUCAGUUCCAUGGCGGGCGCUCGGAGUUUCAAGGCACAAACAAAACACAACAAAUAUGUCAUACGGCUAUAGUAGUCAGAACAUGGUUUAUGUCGGCGGCUCAUCUCGUCUUGCUUUCCCCGGCGUUGGUCCUCCUCCCCUGGUUUGGAGUGACGAUGCCAAGUUGAGCAGAGCAUUUUCUUGUUUGUAUGUGUGUUUUCGUAUAGAGUAAAGAAUCGCAAGACUUGACAUGCAUUCACAAUCAACCAGUCAGUCCCAUAUGCCCAUGAGACAGACAGCACUAUGUAUGCCUACCUGACGCUGCAUGCCAUGGGCACAUGCAUAUCAUAUUAUGGAGCAAGCAUCGACGCUGGAGAGG